Leptosomus discolor (cuckoo roller) is the source of this 284-nucleotide messenger RNA. The record is from RefSeq and is a predicted model, not a curated record. NCBI's taxonomy places the organism in Eukaryota, Metazoa, Chordata, Aves, Leptosomiformes, Leptosomidae.
CUUUGUUUCCAGGGGCCUUUAACUGUUGCAUGAAAAUUUCAGAUGAAAUUCCCAGAGGAAUUCUCCGAAGAGUGGAGAACUUUGAAAUCCAGAAAGCGGAUGGCCUGUGUCACCUAGAAGCUGUUAUUCUCUACAUAGAAGGCAGAAAGUUCUGUGUGAGUCCACGGAUUAGAAAAGUUAAGAAGUGGAUGAAGAAGAAUAAGCACAAAAUUCCCAGGAAAAAGCGUCAUGGUAGAAAGCAUAGAAGAACCAAAAUUAUAAAAAAGAGAGAAAAGAAACAGUAA